Rubroshorea leprosula is the source of this 1921-nucleotide messenger RNA. NCBI's taxonomy places the organism in Eukaryota, Viridiplantae, Streptophyta, Magnoliopsida, Malvales, Dipterocarpaceae. The record is from the annotation of a GenBank genome assembly.
CGCCCUCUCCCUCUCAUUUCUCACUUACUCUGGUGUCCUCACCCUCUUUUCAUCGGAGUGCCUCGUUUCUUUCUCUCUCGGGUCCUCCGGGUCUCACAUUGCAACCAUGACCGACGGUCACCUCUUCAACAACAUCUCCCUCGGCGGCCGAGGCGGAACUAAUCCUGGACAGCUAAAAAUUUACGUAGGAGGAAUUUUAUGGAAGAAACAGGGAGGGGGUAAAGCAGUUGAAGUUGAUAAAUCUGAUAUCUUAGCGGUCACAUGGAUGAAGGUCCCUAGGACAAAUCAACUUGGCGUCAGAAUCAAAGAUGGUUUAUAUUACAAGUUCACUGGAUUCCGGGACCAGGAUGUUUCCAAUUUGACCAACUUCUUCAUGAACAAUUUUGGGAUAACACCAGAAGAGAAGCAGCUUUCCAUCAGUGGUCAUAACUGGGGAGAAAUUGAUUUAAAUGGGAACAUGCUCACCUUUUUAGUUGGUUCAAAGCAAGCCUUUGAAGUAUCUUUAGCAGAUGUCUCACAGACUCAGCUUCAAGGGAAGAAUGAUGUCAUUUUGGAGUUCCAUGUGGAUGACACUACUGGAGCUAAUGAGGCUAAUCAGCCGCAUACUUUUGUUGUAGUUACACUGGAUCCACCCAUUCGUAAAGGGCAAACAUUAUACCCACAUAUUGUCUUGCAGUUUGAAACUGACUAUGUUGUUCAAAGUGAAUUGUCAAUGAGUGAUGAUCUGUUGAACACAAAAUACAAGGACAAACUAGAACCAUCUUAUAAGGGGCUUAUUCAUGAAGUGUUCACCACAAUUCUGCGGGGUCUAUCUGGUGCCAAAGUUACAAAACCGGGUAAAUUCCGUAGCUUUUCGGAUGGUUAUGCAGUGAAGUCCUCACUGAAGGCUGAAGAUGGAGUGCUGUAUCCACUUGAGAAGAGCUUGUUCUUUCUUCCCAAACCUCCAACACUCAUUCUUCAUGAGGAGAUUGACUAUGUUGAGUUUGAGAGGCAUGCAGCUGGUGGCUCAAAUAUGCAUUACUUUGAUCUUCUUAUAAGAUUAAAGACUGAACAAGAACAUCUCUUUCGGAACAUUCAGAGGAAUGAAUACCACAAUCUUUUUAACUUUAUAAGUUCAAAGGGUCUGAAAAUAAUGAAUCUGGGAGAUGAGCGAACCGGGGAUGGUGUGGCUAAAAUUCUUCAGACUGAGGAAGAUGAUGCUGUUGACCCACAUCUUGAGAGAAUAAGGAAUGAAGCUGGUGGGGAUGAGAGUGAUGAGGAGGAUGAAGAUUUUGUUGUUGACAAGGAUGAUGGAGGCUCUCCAACUGAUGAUUCUGGGGAGGAGGGAUCUGAUGCCAGUUUAAGUGGGGAUGAGAAAGAGAAGCCUGUCAAAAAGGAUCCUAGGAAGGAGCCUUCAUCUUCUAAGGCAUCUAAAAAGAAAUCGAGAGAAGGAGAAGAUGAUGGCAAGAAGAAAAAACAGAAAAGGAAGAAAGAUCCAAAUAUGCACCAAAGAGGGCUAUGUCUGGUUUCAUGUUUUUCUCACAAAUGGAAAGAGAGAAUGUGAAGAGAACCAAUCCUGGAAUUUCUUUCACGGAUGUCGGCAAAGCACUUGGGGAGAAAUGGAAAAAGAUGUCGGCGGAAGAGAAAGAACCAUAUGAAGCAAAGGCUAGAGCAGACAAAUUACGAUAUAAGGAUGAGAUUAACGGCUACAAAAACCCUCAGGCAAUGAACAUAGACUCGGGAAAUGACUCUGAUUAGUCAGUCCAAGUUGAAUUCUUUGUUAGUUUAUGUCUACUUUUUCAGCUUCUUUUGAUCUUUGCGAGGAGUAUGGACAUUUAAUUUACACGCACAGCCAUAUAUCAUUUUUUUUUUCUUUUAUUUUUCAAAGUCAUAAUUGUAUUGAUAAUAUUAAUAUCUACUUCAAGAAAACGGAAAGUAUCAC